Molecule: messenger RNA, 339 nt
Organism: Emys orbicularis (European pond turtle)
Lineage: Eukaryota; Metazoa; Chordata; Testudines; Emydidae
Gene: LEAP2
Product: liver enriched antimicrobial peptide 2
Exons: 3
Coding region: 1-339 (112 amino acids)
Biological process (GO): defense response to bacterium; antimicrobial humoral immune response mediated by antimicrobial peptide
Source: RefSeq, a predicted model, not a curated record
AUGGCCAGCGGGCUCCCCUCUGUGCUGUGGGGUGCAGGCAUCAGGAGGGCACUGCUCAUCUGCGUCCUGCUGCUGCUGCUCAGCUCCUGGCAGGGAACAUCAGGUCCUGCCGGGAGCAGGAUAUUGCUCAGCGCCACAGCCAGCCAGGUCUCCUCCCCACCUGCCAUUCUCAAGUCAGGCCCUGAUGGGGGACCCGCACGCCACCGGGCAGUCAGGAUGACGCCAUUCUGGAGGAUGGUGGGCAGCAAACCACUGGGAGCCUACUGCCAGCACGGCCUGGAGUGCAGCACCAAGAUGUGCAGGAACGGGCACUGUGCUCCCCCACAGUACGAGUGCUGA